Molecule: messenger RNA, 4924 nt
Organism: Lagopus leucura (white-tailed ptarmigan)
Lineage: Eukaryota; Metazoa; Chordata; Aves; Galliformes; Phasianidae
Gene: PLXDC2
Product: plexin domain containing 2
Exons: 14
Coding region: 503-2092 (529 amino acids)
Source: RefSeq, a predicted model, not a curated record
GGCGCUGCCCUCCCAUCCUGGGGCUUGGGGCCGGCCCGCCUGCUCCGAGCCGGGAAGCUCUUUUCACUCGGAGGGGUUUUGUCGCUCGCGGCGUGCCGAGGGGAGGCACCGUCCCUAAGGCACCCAAGCCUCACCCUGCGGGGGAAGGGAGUUGGGUGGGGGCAAGCCAGGAAGGGAGGAUCUCCGCGGCUCUCCUAAAAUCAAUCAGCAGGCUGCAAGGAGGAAGAGUUUGGCACUUCGCAGGCGAGACUGGGCUUGUUUUCCCCAGCGGGGAUGCCGCUGAACUGAGAGCGGCCGCGCAAGUUGGGGGGACGGAGCCCUCCCCAUCCGCCGCCCCCCAACCCCGCUCCAGCCCCCGCCACCCCUCAAUGAGAGCUCCUGCGAGGGAAGGGCGACUCGGUGCCUGUUAGGGCUGCUUCCCGCCGCCUGCCGGACUUCCACCCUCCGACGAGGAGCGGCGCGCACCCCGCACCCCGGAGAGUUGUCUCGGCAGCUUCGUGCUAUGGCGAGGCUGCGGAGAAGCAAACUAGCCGCUGGAUUUCUAUUACUUUUCCAGUUCCUGAGCGAACGCUACCAGCUCGCCGGCGGAGAGACGCCGAGUCAGAGCCACGGUGUGCUUUAUCAAGUUGUUCAGAGCUUCCCUGGAGUGGAGAAAAACGUGCAAGUGGAUGCAUAUGUAAAUAGCCACAGGUGGAGAAGGCACUCAGAGUCUCUUAAAUCAGUCAGCACUAACAGAGCUAGUAUGGGGCAGGAUUCUUCUGAACCAGGUGGUUUCACAGAUCUGCUGCUAGAAGAGGGACAUGAGAAUGCCACUCAGAUCGAGGAGGAUACAGAUCAUAAUUAUUAUACUUCAAGGACAUAUGGCCCAUAUGAUUCCACCAGCCGGGAUUUAUGGGUCAAUAUAGACCAAAUGGAGAAAGACAAAGUAAAGAUUCAUGGGAUCCUCUCCAAUACCCAUCGACAAGCAGCAAGAGUGAAUCUGUCCUUUGAUUUUCCAUUUUAUGGCCAUUUUCUACGUGAGAUUACAGUAGCAACUGGGGGUUUCAUAUAUACUGGAGAAGUUGUGCAUCGAAUGCUAACAGCUACACAAUACAUUGCACCCUUAAUGGCAAAUUUUGAUCCCAGUGUAUCAAGAAAUUCAACAGUCAGAUACUUUGAUAAUGGCACAGCACUAGUUGUCCAGUGGGACCAUGUUCAUCUGCAGGAUAAUUACAACCUGGGCAGUUUCACUUUUCAGGCCACCCUUCUCAAUGAUGGGCGUAUCAUUUUCGGCUACAAAGAAAUUCCUGUUGCUGUGUCACAGAUAAGCUCAACGAACCACCCAGUGAAAGUUGGACUAUCAGAUGCAUUUGUGGUCGUGCACAGGAUCCAACAAAUUCCCAAUGUUCGCAGAAGAACAAUUUACGAAUACCACAGGGUGGAGCUUCAGAUGUCAAAGAUUACAAAUCUGUCAGCUGUUGAAAUGAUACCUCUUCCAACUUGUCUCCAGUUUAACAGCUGUGGUCCCUGUGUCACUGCCCAGAUUGGUUUCAACUGCAGCUGGUGCAGCAAACUCCAAAGGUGCUCCAGCGGAUUCGACCGUCACCGGCAAGACUGGGUAGACAGUGGCUGCCCUGAAGAGUCAAAAGAUAAGAUCUGUGAUAAGGAUAUAGACACAACUGAAGCACCGCUGUACUCUACAACCACUCUUCAACCGACCACCACAAAGUUCCGAGUUUUGACAACCACCAGAGGAUUCACCAGCUCCCAACUGCCAACCAGCCUACCCACAGAAGAUGAUACCAAGAUUGCGCUGCACCUAAAAGAUAAUGGAGCUUCCACAGAUGACAGCGCUGCAGAGAAAAAAGGUGGAACACUUCAUGCUGGUUUAAUCAUCGGCAUUUUAGUCCUGGUCCUCAUUGUGGCUGCAGCCAUCCUCGUGACUGUCUAUAUGUACCAACAUCCAACAUCAGCAGCCAGUCUCUUCUUCAUAGAGCGGCGUCCGAGCAGAUGGCCAGCAAUGAAAUUCAGAAGAGGAUCUGGACAUCCUGCAUAUGCUGAAGUGGAACCAGUCGGAGAAAAAGAAGGCUUCAUCGUAUCAGAGCAGUGCUAAAAUUUUUAAGACAGAACACCAGUACUGGCCUACAGGUGUAAGACAUUUACUUUGCAUCUCUAUAAAGAAAAGGAGCCCUAAGCUGCUGAUAGUAAGAAGAUUUUGGAUAAGCUUUGUUCAGGAAGAAAAACUAUCUAAGAUACCAGAUUACCAUUGCACAGUAGCCUUUGUUAGUGGACUGAGACACAGUGGUUCAUGCAGAACACUUGUCAGUGGACACUUAUGGUAUCAGAACUAUGGCACAAGUGCCACAUUAUUGGCUUUAGUAUGGUGGUGCACAGUAAUCAAAAAUAUAAUAAAGCUUUGGUGCACAAGGGGAUUACCCUGUCGUUCAAGUGUUCUUCUCUGGUAUGUCAAAGACUGAGUGACAAAUCUGUACACUUUCAGUGCAAAGAACACUGAUCAGUGUUUACAGGUGAUCGAGAAAAUUAACUCAGUGCAAGUGAAAAAGAAAAAUAAAAGGAUUUUCCAAUAUUUCUACAAACAGAUGUGGAAGUACACUCACUUUUCAAUGCUAAAAUAGCCUACCCACCUGAGUAAGUAAACCACAAUAUAUAUGCUUUCCAGGAGUAGUACAAUGUUUCUUGUACAUUGCUGAUCAAUAUCCUUUCAAACAAUUCAUGAUAUACAAACUGAUAAGAAAUGAAGGCAACAGAGAAUUUUACAGUGGUGAAAUUGUUAUUUCAUGGGAGUUCACAAUGAAAUUGGGCUGAUUUUCAGUUUCAAUGUUCAUUAAAAAUUAAUUACCAGGUUCUUUUCAAGAUAAAUCUUUCAUUUCUGAGUGGUAGACUAAAGUCAAGGCAAUAGAUCUUUUUUAUCCAACAGAAACGUUAUAGAACAUUUCUUAGACAACAAAAUAAAAUAAAAUAAAUCUGAAGAUAUUAAACAAAUGGGUUUCUAUUCUUUGCCAUUUCAAAAUCUUUCCUAAGAAGCACCACAGACUUCAGUGCAUCCUUCCCAGAGAUUCAGAUAAAAGUGUUAUUAAACCCUGCUGAUUCAUAGUGAUUUUGUUUAAUGCACAUAGUAGUUGCAUAAAUAUAUAUAUAAAUAUAUUUUUUUUUAAUAGCUAACACAAGGCAGGCUCUUGUGACUGUUAAGACUGCAUUUUUGUCAUUCAGACAAAGGAAACGGAUUGCAUUACUGCAUAUUUCCACUGAGUUGUAACAUAAUCCUUAAUGUUAGAAUAUUUUUAUGUUGUGUGGGGAAAGUGGUUCAUGUAGUCACAAUACCAUAACCUUUCAGCCUAUUGAAACCGCUCUUUCUUUAAUGUCGACCCUUUCCUUCCGUGUAUAGGGAAAGACAACACAAUAAAUUCCCAACAUCAAAACCAGCUACUACUUUCAUGAAAGGGAUUAGUAUAUAACGAGACCCAGAUCUUCCUUGCAGUAUAGGAAUCUAAAUGCUUUGAUAAUCUGGGCCUGAGGUAUUAAAAUAUUAAAUUCAGGUAUUAUACAUACAUUUCAUUGUAGUCAUUGACUAUCAAAUUUUUAAAUAGUGCAUAAACAGAGAUACUUGAUGCAUUUUAAAGCAACAUAUACAAGAUUAGCAGUUUUGAAUCUCAAGUAGCUAAAAAAAGUGGUUGAUACUACCUUAUUAGUACAUUUACAUUUUCUGUUGAUGCUUGUAUGGUAUAAAUUUGAUUACUUGAUGCUAUUCGGUAAAUAAUACUAUUUUUUUCUGUAUUCUUAUAUUUUGCAUAACACAUUUUUUUCAUCUGUUUUACAUCAUCUAGCAUGAGACUGAAACUGUUCAAAACCUAACUGGUAUUAAUCUGAAGGUACUAACAAACAUUCUCUUGAAGCUUGGUGAAAAAUCCACAGCAAGUAUUCUUUUCCAUUUGUAUGGGCUUCUGGUAGGCCAGAUUAAAUUGUAGGCUGAUAAUUCUGAUAGCAAUAACCAAAUGUAUGCACAUACACAUUUAUUUGGUGGCACUCAUUAAAGAUAUCACUGCACAUCAUUUAGACACUUAGUUGAUGUGCAAUAUUUGCCGUCAGUUUAUUUUAGGGAUCUUGAAAUUCAUCAGCUACGAUUGAUUGGCCAAAUAAAGCAAUUGUAGAGCUUCCUUUUGAAGCAUAUUGGCAUCCUGUUUGAAAUCAUUCUUAUUUCAGAGCACAUCCUGGGAAAUUAUACUGAAAAGUUUUACAAAAAUCUACAAAGUAAUGCAAUAAGUUCAGGAGAUAUUUCAUACAAAUAAAGAAUGUUUAUUUUAUUAUGAGUUUACAGGCUUGCACUUUGAUUCACUCUUAGUUUUCUUGUUUUAUCCAUGUAUGUAGUUCAUGUCAUGCAAUAGAGCUUAACGAAUAUUUCUAACAUUGUUUAACAAGCACGACAAAUUUCAGUAUUUGAUUACUUUUGUUCUAAGGCUCUCUUGCACAGGUAGAGGAGGUUUAUUAAUAUUUGCAAACUAACUUAAAUUUCAUAGUCCUUAUUAAAAUAACAGCAAUUAUUUUUCAUUCUUUGUUUACCUCCAAUAAUUUGGUGGCAGAUUUCACAGAUAUGUGGGGAGAUCCAGUGUACUUCUUUUGAUUUUUGCCAUGAUGUUAUAUGCUAUGGAUUAUAACAUAAUGAGUUGUUGGGUUUAUUUAAUAAGAUUGAUGGGCCAUGUGCUUAUAUCUGAUAAGAACUGAUAUCUGAAGAGGAAAACUCCUGCAUACUAAUGGAAUGUAUAGUGUCUCAUCAGUGUCUGCUUUGAUAUAUUCUGUGGUAUGUUCUAUUUAUCCCGGUAGGCAAAAGUUGAUUAAGUAACCUGUUGCUGUUUUGUAAUUCCAUCUGGUUUUCUAAUUUUUUAAUAAUUAAAAAUUGCCACAUUAAAAGUAUAAAUAUAAAUCUUUA